GGCUUUACAUGCAGCUCCUGCGUACAUCAAGGAGAUGUAUGUGGUUGGUGCUCACAACAUUGUGCAAUAUUCCAAGAACGGACUUCAUUAUGUGAAAUAGGAAGUCCUCCAGCUUGUCCUCCCUCUCAAUGUACAAGUGCAUCACCAAUAAAUUGUACUGGUUCCACACCUGAGCCUUAUGUUACACACAUGGGUUUCUCAGCUGGAGUUGUGGUCGGCGUGAUGUUCGGUGGAGUGUUCCUUGGAUCUAUCAUUACCUCAUUUGUUUUUAUUUUCCUUUGGCAAAGAGCAAGAAAAGAACAGGAGAAAAAGAAGAAUGUCUUGGAAAAUUGUAACCAUAACCCAGCGUACGAGAACGGAGAUGAUGAUCAAAUGAAUACAAGAAACAGGACACCAAAACCUACAAAAGUAUCACAUGUUAAUCCCAUUCCAAGGGAAAAUAUUCCUACAUCCCAAGCCACGGAAGACGGUGUAUAUAACCAUUUAAAUGAAGCAUCUACAUCUACAAAAACAGAUGACGUUUACGACCAUGCUAGACCGCAUUCCUCGACAUCAGUACAUUGUGAGGGGUACGGAACGUUGGUGUUUGAUCAUGAAGGAAAUGAUGUUUACAUGGAAGGAGAUGGCAAGGGAGCUGGAUGUAGUGUUGAAAUGGAAACUAAAAAUGAAUACACUGCUCAUAAUUACUUUGUCCUUGAAAAAGAAACACCAAAAUAGAUGUAAUCUAUUAUUAGUAAAAAAAAAGGUGUUUUUUAAUUAUAAUGUAGAUAUAAUUUCAACAUGUGAUUGUGCGCGCAAUUAUAAAUUCAUUUUUGUA
Messenger RNA from Saccostrea cuccullata (small rock oyster), 817 nucleotides. RefSeq lists its product as uncharacterized. NCBI's taxonomy places the organism in Eukaryota, Metazoa, Mollusca, Bivalvia, Ostreida, Ostreidae. The coding region runs from base 190 to 717 and encodes 175 amino acids. The transcript has 6 exons. The record is from RefSeq and is a predicted model, not a curated record.